GCUGCUUCGCGAGCCGCUGGUGCUGGCGAUUGGACGGACGACCUGGCUGACGUCCUGCAUCCCAGAGAGCAUGACAGAGGAACUGGAUCUCGCAGGACAGGACUCUGAUGGGAGUAGUGAAGAAGUUGUCCUUACUCCUGCAGAGCUCAUUGAAAAUCUGGAGCAGGCAUGGCUAAAUGAAAAGUUUGCCCCUGAGCUACUGGAAAGUAAAUCAGAAAUUGUGGAAUGUGUCAUAGAACAACUAGAUCACAUGGAAGAAAAUCUCAGGAGAGCCAAGCAGGGAGAUCUGAAGGUCACUAUCCACCGAAUGGAGAUGGAGAGGAUCCGCUAUGUCCUUAGCAGCUAUUUGCGGUGUCGGCUCAUGAAGAUAGAGAAGUUUUUCCCUCAUAUCCUUGAAAAGGAAAAAACAAACCAGGAGCAGGGAUCCUCUUGCCUUUCUCCUGAAGAGUUUGCCUUUGCCAAAGAGUAUAUGACCAACACAGAGAACUAUUUGAAGAAUGUUGCCUUGAAGCAUAUGCCGCCUAACUUACAGAAGAUAGACCUCUUGAGAUCAGUUCCCAAACCAGAUCUAGAUUCAUAUGUAUUUCUGAAAGUGAAAAAGCGUCAAGAAAACAUACUAGUAGAACCAGAAACAGAUGAGCAGAGAGAUUAUGUGAUUGACUUGGAGGAAGGCUCUCAACACUUAAUACGAUAUAAAACCAUUUCCCCUCUGGUUGCUUCAGGAGCAGUACAACUAAUUUAGUCCAAAAAUGAAUGAUCAAGAAUGGAAGAUGUGUAAGCCUUUCCUAUCACUUAAUGCUAUGGAUUAUAGACUUUUCUCAGCAAUUGCUUAGAAAAGGCAAUUGAGUGCGCUUAAGGCAGGAUUCCUGACUUAACAUGUCUCCUUCAAUUUUCCUUCAUUUCGAUCAGCAGAGGGGGCUAUUGCAUUGUUUUUCUGUGAACUGAGAAAAUGGGGAAAACUUGCUAUGUGGGCCUUUUCCCUUUGUGGUAUUUUUUGAACUCAGCAAAAUGAGGUAAAGGUAGGUUAUUAAAAGGCAUUACUGUCUAUGAUUGUAUCCCUAACCUGAUUCUGGGGGUGGCCAAGGGUUCGGUGGGCACUCAUGUACCAAGAUAA
Molecule: messenger RNA, 1114 nt
Organism: Suncus etruscus (white-toothed pygmy shrew)
Lineage: Eukaryota; Metazoa; Chordata; Mammalia; Eulipotyphla; Soricidae
Gene: GINS4
Product: GINS complex subunit 4
Exons: 8
Coding region: 71-742 (223 amino acids)
Biological process (GO): double-strand break repair via break-induced replication; DNA-templated DNA replication
Cellular component (GO): GINS complex
Source: RefSeq, a predicted model, not a curated record